AUGGAAGCGGCGAACAGAUUGAUAUCCGCGGCGUUGAAAGCCGCCGACAAUAACACGGUCAUAAACGUCUUCCUGAUCGGAGCAUUCGUGGCUCUCGGCGCGCGAUCAAGCUACCAGCAACGUCAACUUGAUGCUCUCGAGGCGGAGAAAGCUUCGCUGGUCAGUUCCAACAAAUCAAUGAAGAAAUCUAUGUGGGACUGGAAACAGCAGCUCUUCGCUGAAGCCUCCGCUGGCUCGUCUUCCAUCCCUCUCGCCAGACUCCAGGCUAUUUACGGCUACUCGCCCGCGCCUCAACCAACUGGUAAUGCUAGGGUUUUUUUUAUGAUGUCCAUUGUCGUCGGAAAUCGGAUUGCGCUGCCGUUGCAGCGUGAAGAGUUCAAUUUGUAG
This is a messenger RNA of Linum tenue, 387 nucleotides long. Lineage: Eukaryota; Viridiplantae; Streptophyta; Magnoliopsida; Malpighiales; Linaceae. The record is from the annotation of a GenBank genome assembly.